Malurus melanocephalus (red-backed fairy wren) is the source of this 1688-nucleotide messenger RNA. RefSeq names its product serine protease 57 (gene PRSS57). Gene Ontology annotation, biological process: proteolysis. The record is from RefSeq and is a predicted model, not a curated record. The transcript has 6 exons. NCBI's taxonomy places the organism in Eukaryota, Metazoa, Chordata, Aves, Passeriformes, Maluridae. Gene Ontology annotation, molecular function: serine-type endopeptidase activity. The coding region runs from base 1 to 1449 and encodes 482 amino acids.
AUGCGAGCCUCGGAUUUUGGGGUGCUGAGUCCCCAGGAGCAGGGGGAUACGAGACCCCAGGUUCGGAUUGCCCAGCCCCGGUAUCGGGGGUGUGCGAGCCCCCGGUACGCGCUCCGCGAGCCGGCGGAGCGAGCUUCCCGCAGCCCCGGUGCGGGGGUCCCGAGCCCCGGCCCCCGCUCCCCGCUCCCCCCUCCCCGGRCGAUGCAAAAUAGAGGGRGGAAACUGCCCCUCUGCCCACAGCAUCACCCCAGAGCCACUGGGGCUCAGGAGGAGCUGAAAGAGGCGUCGAGUGRGAGCACAGCACAGUCCUUGUGUCACCCCAGCAAUCCCGGGGACGCUGUCACAUUUGGGAGAUGUCCUGGAGCGCCGCUGCUGCCACCUCCCUGCCAGGAGGAGAGGGGUUUCAUCCCGGUUAGCUCAGGGCACAGAGCUGAGAAGCUGCUCUGCCCCCCAUUUCCCACUCCGGGGGAGCUGCCAGGGCCCCCCGCCCCCCGAAUUGCACAAAGCAGCAGCACCCGGAGAGGAGGAAGCAGGAGGGAGACACCCGUCCGCACCCCAAGGCUCAGCCCCAGAAGGGAUUUAAGCUCCCUCGCCCCGAGCAGCCCCAGCGGCGGUGGCAGUGGCCCGCUCUGCGCCACCAUGGGCACAGCUGGACUCUUCAUCCUCAGCCUGGGAGGCUCCGUCCUGCUCCCAGCUCUGGCUCCGGCAGGCACCGAGGGGAGCCAGAUCAUCGGGGGAAAGGCAGCGGUGCCCCAUUCCCGGCCCUUCAUCGCCUCCAUCCAGAUGGACGGGCAGCACGUCUGCGGGGGCUUCUUGGUGUGGCCCAAGUGGGUGAUGACAGCUGCCCACUGCUUCGUGCCCAGGGGCAGCCCCUCGGUGCGGGUGGUGCUGGGAGCCCACCGGCUGCAGGAGCCCGAGGCGUCCCAGCAGAUCUUCGGUGUGGCCGAAUCCAUCGCCCACCCGCUCUACAACCCCCGCGCYGUGGACAACGACAUCCGCCUGCUCCGGCUGAACAGGUCGGCCACGCUGAACGAGUACGUGAAGCGGAUCCGCCUGCCCCGGCCGCGCACCGACCUGAAGCCCGGCACUGUGUGCUCCGUGAUGGGCUGGGGGGACAUCUCCAACUUCGAAGACCAGCCGGCCGAGCUGAUGGAGACCAACACCACCAUCGUCAAGCGGAGCCUGUGCCGGACGCUGUGGAGGGGCAAAGUCUCGGCCAACAUGCUGUGCGGGGCCAGCCGCAACGCCACGCUGCAGGGUGUCUGCGCUGGCGACUCCGGGGGACCCCUGGUGCUCAAGGGAAAGGUUUAUGGCAUCGUCUCCUUCUCUGGGCAGAGAUGUGGGGACCGCCGGUUCCCCGAUAUCUACACCAAAAUCUCCAACUACAUUGAGUGGGUGCAUCACAUCGUGCGAGGGUCCCGCCACCGCAAGGGGCGGCCAGAGCCCUAGCGUGGUGAAAAGGAGUUCUGGGGCAGGAGGGGCUGAGAUGUCCCUCGGGAGGGGAGAAGAAGGCCAGAACUCCCACUUCCUCCAGCUCUGAGCUGAUGCCCGUGGGUUCCUUUACCCAGGUCAGGGCAGGAUUCACCUCUGCCCAUUGGUGAGGGGUAUUUUGUACCCCCUCGGCUGUACCAGAAGCCYCUCGUGCAUCCUCUCACAGUGGCAAGGUUUACCUUCCUCAAUAAACCCUC